GCGGAAGUGAGAUGGUCUCACGCUGUGAACAGCAGGAGCAGCCUGACCGAGGCCCUUAAAGUCGAUCCGACAAACAGUUCUGCAGCCACAUGAGGUGAUGGUGACGACAUUUAUGCUGCGUUCCAUUUACCUCGGAAGUCGGAACUGGGAAUGACGUCACAUUCGUCUGCAGAAAUGGAUUUCCCAGUUGUUUGUUCCAUUUGUCAUUACCACGUUGGGAAAAAGGAGUGUCCCCAUCUUGGAUAAGAGCAACUCUAUAAUGUACAAACCGGCUCCAAAAGUCGGUUAAAAGAAAAGGAUGUCAUUUUUUAUAAUGAUAAUAGAAACUGUCAGAAGAUUUAUAUUUUGAAUUUACUUACAUUGUUUGAUAUUACAUCCAUAAAUGUAAAUGGACUCAAAAGUUACCAGAGAUACAACAUUUAAAAUGGAAAUAGAAUAGUGUGCAUGGAAUGAAACACCAAAAAGCAAUGACAUUAGUGAAUCCCUAAAUAUGUUUAUUUAAUUUCUAGGUACCCCAUAUUAAUUUGUAUAUUCACGGGUAAAUCAUUUAAAUAAUGUUUGUAAGUAUGCAUGUAUGUGCUUCACAUAUAUCAGUUUAAAAAGCCUGUCCUUGUUUUUAGCAUCACUGAUCAGUUGUUAGCUGAUACAUCUUUAAAACAGCACGUUGCGCAGUACUUCAUGUAAUAAAAGAGUGUUGCUGCACAUGACAUGCAAUCCCAGGGUAGUGCUGUGUCGACAAUUUAUAAAGAUGCACUGAGAAACAGCAACAGGUUCUGAAAACAGGUCAAAAUCAAAGUUUUUACUACACUUAAUACUUUGUGCCGCCAUGUUGUGAUGUCCAGGUUGGGGUGCUCUGUGAAAGACCGAGUUCACAAGUUGUAAAUACGACUUGGAGAGACGUUCCAUUUGCCACUUCCGGUUAGAAGUCGGAAAAACAAGUCAGAAUAUGAGUUACAAUGACAAAUAGAACGCAGCAUUAGUUUCUAUUUGACCAACCCUUCAGGUCCCACACACAUGCUGGAGGCAGACGUUAUCAUGAGAGGUCGAGACCCUCGAGAGCCAAUCAUGGCUCAUCCUCCAGACACAGACAGUGACAUCACGCUGAGGGAGUUUCUGGAAGCAGUGAAGAAGCAUGACAAAGGAAUCAAACUGGACUUUAAGAGCCUGGAGCCGCUGUCUCCCUCUAUGCUCCUGCUGCAGGAGGCUCUGUCUGGCACAGGCCACCCUGUGUGGAUGAACGCCGACAUCCUCUCUGGUCCAGGAGGACGGGCAACACCCCUGCAGCCACAGGUGUUCCUCUCUGCCGUGAGGUAUCUGCCCACCCACACUGUGCUGUCUCUGGGCUGGACCACUGGAUGGACCGCCGGGACGGAAAACCCAGGGUACAGCUGGGAGAUGGUGCAUGAGAUGGAGGACAUCUGUAAGACUCUUGAACAUCCCGUCACGUUCCCAGUGCGAGCCGCUCUGAUGGCCCAGUCUGUCCCUCAGCUCACCUGGCUGCUGCAGCAGUCGGACAGCUACUCCCUCACCGUGUGGACGGGUCAGGAUGACAAGUUUGUCCUGGAGGACUUGCAGCUCUUCAGGAAACAGUUUGACAUCAGCAGGAUUUAUUUCGACCUUCCUGAACCUCAGAGGGCUGAGCUCAUAAUCACGGAAUAAGACAAGAACUGAACGUUGCAUCAAGUUAAACACUGUUCAGACUCUGACAGCACUGUGAUGCCACCUGGUGGAGAGAGGAAGAUUUCUCAGGAAGUUUCCUGCAGAUCAUCACCUGACGUCAGGAAGUCGGGCUUAGCGUGAUUAUCUCAUUCAUCCUGAGAAUGAUAACUCCUACUUGGAAUCCAUAUGCAUUUAUGAUGACAAGUAAAAUUCUUUAUCAGAAAAGUAAAGUAAAAUGAAUAAUUUAGCACUCGCUCUAAUGAUGGAAGCGAUGCCAUAAGCUCACUGUGUCAGUGGCACCCUGUCCUCACUGCUGAUUGGCUGGCUGGUACUGUGUAAUGUCAAGCCAAUCAGAUAAUAUCAUGGGUCAGUGUAUUUUCUGGGAAAAACGGGCAAAACUGGUUAUUUCAUUUUUUGUUUUUGGUCAA
Messenger RNA from Cheilinus undulatus (humphead wrasse), 2087 nucleotides. RefSeq names its product family with sequence similarity 151 member B (gene fam151b). Bases 1015 to 1659 code for a protein of 214 amino acids. NCBI's taxonomy places the organism in Eukaryota, Metazoa, Chordata, Actinopteri, Labriformes, Labridae. The transcript is spliced from 5 exons. The record is from RefSeq and is a predicted model, not a curated record.